AUGUCCUCGCUCAACACGUCGAGCAAUGGCCCAAACAUAAAACGAAGCUACGAAAACGUCGUCAAUUCGCCUCCUCCGUCUGGCGCUCAGGCAAAUUCGCCCACCUUUGGCCAGUGGGCCGUCUUUACUGUUGCUGCUCCCCUCGUCAGCGCCUUCCAGAACGAUGGCGGGAAGGAGAGCGUUUUGAAAGUGCAGACGACCGGCGAGGGCGAGCUUGCCGAUCUGAUAGACGAAUUCUCGGACGGGCGCAUCCAGUUCGCAUUUGUCAAAGUCAAGGACCCAAACACGUCACUCCCCAAGAAUGUCCUGAUUGCCUGGUGCGGCGAGGGCGUACCUGAGCGUACCAAAGGCUAUUUCGGAAGCCAUCUAGGUGUUGUUUCGAAACUGCUCCACGGAUAUCACGUCCAAGUCACCGCACGGUCGGAUGCUGACCUCACCCCCGAACGUAUCGUGCAAAAAGUCUCUGAAGCUUCCGGCGCAAACUACUCCGGUGCUCCGAGCAUCCCUUCUUCCAAUAAGCCUCCGCCAGUUGCCGCGAAGAAACCCGUCUUCACGCCUACGCAGAUAGGUGGUGGGGGCGGCGGCUUCAAUCCGCUAGCACGAUCACGAGUAGCACCUAAGCAGGAUACUGACGCUGAUGGCUGGGGUGCAGACGCUCCAGAGGUUACCCGUUCACAGCUUGAAAAGGUGGAAUCUGCCUAUAAGCCCACCAAGGUCAACUUGGCUGAGCUCACCUCGAAAAGGGAACCUUCGCGAUACCAGGCCCCGGAACCUCAAGCUACCGCGUCAGAUGUUGUUAAGGGUGGCUACCAACCCAUUGGCAAGGUGGACAUUGCCGCACUCCGCGCCCAAGCGAAGUCAUCUGCACAGGACGAUAGACCUACUGUGGUCAAGGGCGCAUACGAGCCAACUGGCAAGGUCGAUAUCGCAGCUAUCCGGGCCAAGGCGCAGGCGCCACCGCCCUCGUCCAAUUUUGCACCCGCGGCGACCGGUACUUCAGCCCGCGGCGACGAGAACGAGGAGUCUCCCAAGUCUCUAGCAGAGCGAUCUGCCGCUUUCAAGCAGCCCGAGCGGCUCACGAGCCUACCGAAACCUAAAGUUGCAAACAAAUUUGGGGGUGCAAGCGCAUUCACUGGCACAAAGGCUCCCACCCCCAGCGAAUUUGGUGUCAAGCCUACCAUCCAGGCGACUGCGCCAAUUGGCGCCGCCAGCAAGACCUUUGCAGACCAGGGAGGGAAGACGCCCGCACAAUUAUGGGCAGAGAAGAAGGCUGCGCAGGGCCAGUCAGUCAAGUCUUUCGCUGGCAGUGAAGGUGUCACGUCCCCCGUUCAAGCCCAGAAGAGUGGCGGUUGGCAGAGCGGCUACACGGGCAAAUCCUGGGCGCCAGUACAGACGACUCGCACCGGCCAAUCUGCAACAAGCAACCUCAGCGAGCAGCGUACCGGGGGAGAACCGCAGCAACAGGAAGAGCCUUCUUCUCCAGCUGGAGGCGUCGGCGCCCUCAAGGAUCGCUUUGCGGGUGCUGCUCCUAUGGGCGCUCCUACCAGCCGUCCCAUACCUGAGCCUAGCCCACCAGCAUUGGACAACUUGAGCAAGCCGAAUGCGGGCGCACGAGGCGUCCCCAUGCCAGGCCUACCCAGCCGUCCUGCAGAACCGGAAGAGGAAGAAGAGGAUGUGCCCGCAGUCCAGCAUCAACGCGUUCCCUCACCUCCACCCCAACCUCCACGUAGCCCUUCGCCGGAGCCUUCUGGUUCGCCUGUGCGCAUAGCAAUGCCUGUCGGCCGCGGCGCAGCCCCCGCCGAGCUUUCACCCGCCGAAGAGCAGCCUCCGCCCAUGCCUACGCGCGGGCUCAGUCAAGCUGCCAAGCAGCACCGUGACCUCUCCCCAGAGCCGCAAGUGGAGUCGCAUGAUCCCGCACGAGGUGCUGGCGCUGCGGUCGCUGCAGCCACUUUUGGAUCUGGUGCUGUCGCUGGUGCUGCGAUCGGUGCAGCAGCUGGUGCAGCAGCUGGCGGAGGCAGCGGUGGCAAGCGUGCUGUUGCCCAGUACGACUAUGAGAAAGCAGAAGACAAUGAGCUCGAACUGGCUGAAGGCGAGCUAGUCACCGACAUAGACAUGGUAGACGAUGACUGGUGGAUGGGCACCAACUCGCGCGGUGAACAAGGUCUCUUCCCAUCCAACUAUGUCGAGCUGGUCGAAGACGAUGGCGAGGAUGACGCUGGCGCCGGCGCACCUCCACCGCUGCCUACGCAUCCUGCUGCUGAGGAAGAGCCACCGGCAGGCCCACCACAGCCUGCUGGUGCUGGCGGUCCCACUGCUACCGCUCUUUACGACUACGAAGCCGCAGAAGAAAAUGAGCUUAGCUUCCCCGAAGAUGCCACAGUCACCAACAUCGAAUUCCCCGACGAAGAUUGGUGGCUCGGUUCUUACGGUGGCAAGUCAGGUCUAUUUCCUGCCAACUAUGUGCAGCUCAACGAAUAG
This is a messenger RNA of Didymosphaeria variabile, 2478 nucleotides long. It is a transcript of the gene ABP1, whose product is annotated as actin binding protein. Gene Ontology annotation, molecular function: actin filament binding. Gene Ontology annotation, biological process: regulation of actin filament polymerization. The record is from RefSeq and is a predicted model, not a curated record. Lineage: Eukaryota; Fungi; Ascomycota; Dothideomycetes; Pleosporales; Didymosphaeriaceae. The coding region runs from base 1 to 2478 and encodes 825 amino acids. Gene Ontology annotation, cellular component: actin filament; cortical actin cytoskeleton; site of polarized growth. The transcript has 4 exons.